This is a messenger RNA of Bombus huntii, 3510 nucleotides long. RefSeq lists its product as uncharacterized. The coding region runs from base 1441 to 3072 and encodes 543 amino acids. The transcript is spliced from 7 exons. The record is from RefSeq and is a predicted model, not a curated record. NCBI's taxonomy places the organism in Eukaryota, Metazoa, Arthropoda, Insecta, Hymenoptera, Apidae.
GAGACCAGGGACGUAUGUAGGAUAUAGCGAAAUAGUGUCACGCGGGGUGCUCUGGGGAAUUAUCCUUCGCCAGUUCCAUUUUGGAGGAUAUUAUUUAAAUUAAAAAUGCUUAAGAACAAUUAAAUAAGGAUUCAGCGACUUAACAAGUACUUUUUUACAAGCCGUGACUUAUACUGACAAAUUAAUAACACUAUGUAUCACAACUUUGCAGGAUUCAACGCUUCUACAAUUUUAUUGUUAAUAAUACAUAUUAUUCUUGUAUACGAUAUGAAGAUUGUUUACUUAAAGUUUGAAUUUUACAGGGCAAUAUUAUUAAAUUUUGUUCUCAAUAAUCAAAACAUUUGCUACAAAUCAUGUCACUGAAGUUAGAAGACUUAUUUUUUAUAUGAGCUUAAAUUUCAAAGAUGAAAUCAAUAAUGAACUUAUAAUAGUUUCAUCUAAAAAAUUUUCUAAUUUAAUUUUUUCCCCAGAUUUCAUUCAUAUUACUUUCACGUAUUGCGAAUUUUCCUUCCACGGAAGUUGGACCAUAUCAAUUCGAUGCAUCGAUAGAUUAACCUCCGAAGAAUUUCUGCAAUAAUCUUGCGAACAGUUUAUCCGCGAUGAAUCAUUCUGAAAAUCGCGAAAAUUGUCACAUAUCCACGCGAAUAUUUUAAUUAUCGCUCUUCUUUAGUAAUUUAUACAUAAACAUUGUCUCUUAGCAUUUCCCAGGUCAAAUUUGAAAGACUUUACACUGGUAAUAGUCCCCAGUCGUUUGCAGACAUUAAGGCCGGAAACAAUUAGCAUUCACGACUCUAAAAGCGCAAAUUUUGUAACGAGAUUAAUAAACACGGAAAUAUUGAAUUGUGAAAAUUGCGAAAUUUUGAAAUUUUGGAUAGCGAAGAAAUCAAAUUUAAAAAUCAUGAACUCCGAACAACCACUGAAUAUAAUAUUAAUUUUGUGCAGUGAAGAAUUAUAAAAUACGACAAUUUUGAGUUGUGACAGUCUGUAAGUUUGAACUCACCAUAUUAACAAAUUUUGUUUUGUGUCAAAUCACAUAAUUAGAAAUCACUGAAUUAUCAAACUUUCAAUGAAAUCACAAAAUUUAAACAAGAUUCAAAGUACCUUAAAUACUCCAUUAAAAUUUUCAAGAAAGCCUAAAAAUUAACUAAUUGAGAUAUUCAAAUAUCUAAUUGUUUUCUCGCCUCUUUAAAAGCACGACAACAAGAAUCCUUUAUUCCCGUGCAAAUAAAACGGAAGAAGAAACACGAUAUCAGAGAACCCCUUCGAAGGUGAAUCACACAGGUAUCUCAUAUACAACCCUCUCUUCAAAGCUAUAGCAACACUUCCGGAUGAUAUCGGAAGCUAUCAAUGAGCUCUGUUCAAACGAAAUAAGUGAUAUACUCAUGAAUCAAAUAUUCAACAUAUCAAACGAUAUAUCAUCAUAAACAUAAAAGAAAUAAAAUGUCUUCUUCGUCUGAGAAGCCACAUAGAAGACACACUGUAAGUACCUGCAAAAGAAGUUGGAAUUUUUGUAGUACACCAUUAAAAGAGAAACCUAAGCGGCCAAGUAGCAUAAGCAUAUCUGGAGUUGAUUCCAAUCCUUCCUCGGCAAAAGAACAAAGUAAAAACCAAAUUUUAGUUAGAAUUUCCGAUGGCAAGCAAAAGAGGAAACAAAGGAAAUUACAGCAAAAGACAUCGAAAUUAAAAGGAACUGUGAGAGGUAAUCGUGGGAAAGAAAAGAAGAAAGAAACAAGAAAAAAGAAAUGCAAAACAAAGAAAUCGAUUGUAAAGGUAAAUCCUAAUACAGAUUGGGAAACGUGUAACGAAGAUUCCCGUCUACCUCCAAUUAACAAAUCAACAGAGAAAUUUUCCCAAAAAGCUACUUCUGAAUCUGACAGUAGUGUCUUGUUUAAAGACUUAAGAUCGCCAGAAAGGAUUCGGGAAGCUCCUUGUUUUGUCGAAGAUCGUUUACAGUCGCCGAUUUUGCUACCGCGUGCAUGGGAAAGUCCAGAAAGACUUGAUUUUAAAGAGAAUGAAGGUAAACUUCCUGUGAAAGAUUUACCUUUUUCUCGUCUAUUCGAUGAUUCUGAUGACGAGGAGGAUGCAUUAUGUCUAAGAAAAGAAAAUAUAGUUAAUACGUAUCUAGGUCUCGGAAACAGAGCAAAGAACAAAAAUGAUAUAAGAAUUGAAAAAUGCAAGCAGUGGUUGAUCAAUGUAUCAGCUCCAACAACAUCAAGUGAUAUUCUCUGGAAUGAAUUUGUUAAAAAUAAUUGUAAAGAUAUCAGCAGGUAUCUUGUACCAACUAGUAACACACAAAAAUCACGAAUAAAGAAAUAUAGGCAAACGAGCAACAGGAAUGAAAAAGAUGAAUAUUCUAUAAUCCAAAAUGAUCAUGAAGAAAGAUCUAUUUUUAAAGAGGUUAAAUCAGAGUUGCCUGAAGAUAUGGAUAUUGUGCGUGGAUAUUGGGAUAAAUCUUCGCAAAAAUGGGUUCGAGUUCGCUAUAGACCCGACGUGUACAAUUUUCUUAAUAAUAAAGAAGAUAAUUUUGGAGGGAUGACUCUAAAUCAAUUUCUUCAAAAGUGCAGGGAUCAAAAAGAACAAGUAGAUGAAUCAGAAUCUUUUUCUAGUUCUCCUCCUAGUUCUCAUUCUAGAUCGCCUUUUAGUUCCUAUCCUGGUUCUCCUUUAAUAUAUUUGCAGAAUACUAAAAAAAAUGUCAAAGAUUUAAAAAGUAAUUCGAAUAACAAGAGAAAAAGAACAAAAAGUUUUCUUGAUGAUUUCGAAUCGAAGAGAUCCAGAACAACAAUGGCGAAUGUAUCAAACUUGGAACUGCAAAGGAUAAAUCAAAUACGUCGAUUCGCAUUACGAUUAAAGAAAAAGAGAAUGAUGGUUGACAACGAAAUGCCUUCAUCUUCAAAAGAUACUAAUUCUGAUUGUAGAAUACGUUCACUGAAAAGAGUGAGUAAAAAUGAAUUGGAUGACAGAGAAAAAGAUAAAAAAAGACUAAGGCUGAUCAAAAUGAAAGAUAAACCUACGAUUAAAUCGAUAGAAAUAUUAAACGGUGUAAAAAAAUAUAAACUGGCCGAACGAAAGUAGUGAAUCUCAUAAUUUGUAUUUAAAUACUACGUGCAAACUAUAAAUUUAUUUAUUUAUACAAUUAUAUAUUUAUACUUGAAGAAGAUUCAAUAUUAUAGAAUAUUGAAUAAUUCAUAAUUUGUGAUAUUUUGUCAAUGUUAUGAAAAUUGCGAAAAUUGUGAAACUUUUGCUCGAUCUUUUUUGUAAAUUAUGAACUAUCUUUUUGAUAUCGAAUUUGUGUUGUGUAAAUUAUAUGUACGUAUGUAUAAUAAGUAUCUACGCGUUCGAUUCAAAGAAAAUAUAGUAUUCAUUCUCGUAUACAGAAAAAUGAUUUUUAAUGAUUCCUAUCCUAAUUCCUAUUUUAAUGAUUUCCCAAAUUUAUUUUAGAAUUAUUUAUCUGUUAUUUUCUAUUAUUAGCUAUUAUUUUGAAAAUUUUCUUACAGUUAUUUGCAUAAUCAA